AUGUAUCGAAAUUUCAAGAAGAAACAUCCUGGAAAGGCACUUAAAGGGAUGCUAUGGUCAACAAUUAGGAGCAGCACAAUUGAGAUGUAUAAAAAAGCUGCUAAGGACUUGAAAGAGUAUGAUAGUGAAGCAUACAAGUGGAUAGAGAAGGCUCCUCGUCCGAUGCAUUGGUGUAAGGCUUACUUUUCUCCUCACACUAAAUGUGUCAUGAUUGUCAACAAUCUAUGCGAGCCUUUCAAUUCACAUAUACUAGAGGCCAGGGAUGAACCAAUUAUAUCUUUAUUGCAGAAAGCUAGAGAACUGAUGAUGGAAAGAAUUCAAAAAAGAAAGGCUGCCAUGACUAGAUAUCCACACUCAACUGGUCCUUUGAUUAGAAAAAUUAUUGAGGACAGAAUUGAAGAGUCUUUCCAGUGGUUCCCACAAUUCAAUGGGAUUGAUGGUUAUCAGGUAAAGUGCCCAACGAAUUCCCAGUUUGCUGUGAAUUUGAAAAAGAAGAGUUACACUUGUCGAAUUUGGGAAUUAUCUGGUUUACCUUGUACCCAUGCCAUUGCAGCAAUUAAGCAAACUGAGAAUGAUCCACAUGAAAUGAUUGCGGAAUUUCACUACAAAAGGUUAUUUUUACAGGUUUAUAAUAAUGUCUUGAAACCCAUCAGUAGCCAACUACUGUGGCCUGAGUCUAGCACUCUUCAACUCGAUCUUCCAAUGUCCACUGUCCAACCUGGGAGGCCAAAAAAGCCCUUGACUGAUGCUGACAAAGGGAUGAUUAACACUAAUUAUGCCUAUUUGGGAAAGGAACCACCCUUCAAGGUUGGUAGGUGGAAGGGUAGAAGAGGUGCAAAUGCUGGUAGAUCUAGAUCUACAAGAGGUAGAGGUGCAGCUGCAAGUUAG
Coffea arabica (coffee) is the source of this 888-nucleotide messenger RNA. RefSeq lists its product as uncharacterized. NCBI's taxonomy places the organism in Eukaryota, Viridiplantae, Streptophyta, Magnoliopsida, Gentianales, Rubiaceae. Gene Ontology annotation, molecular function: zinc ion binding. The record is from RefSeq and is a predicted model, not a curated record.